Molecule: messenger RNA, 1065 nt
Organism: Bactrocera neohumeralis
Lineage: Eukaryota; Metazoa; Arthropoda; Insecta; Diptera; Tephritidae
Product: 17-beta-hydroxysteroid dehydrogenase 13
Exons: 6
Coding region: 77-1045 (322 amino acids)
Cellular component (GO): lipid droplet
Molecular function (GO): oxidoreductase activity, acting on the CH-OH group of donors, NAD or NADP as acceptor
Source: RefSeq, a predicted model, not a curated record
CGCAACGGUUUCUUCUCUAUUUAUUGCACAAGUAAUUAAUUGAUAACAAAUAUUUAACGAAAUACUCGCAUUAACAAUGGCGACGGAAACGUUUAAGAAGAUACGCGCCUGGCUUGGGGUGGCCCUCUUAACGCUUUUUAUGCCGACCAUUCUGUUCAUUUCGGUGUUGAUAUAUCUCUACGAUAAUUUUGUGAGAAGGAAAGUGUGCAAAGAUAUAGCCGGUGAAGUGGCUGUGGUCACCGGUGCAGCAGGUGGACUGGGUAAAUGUAUCGCUGUCGAAUUGGCCGCGAAAGGAUGCCAUGUCGCCAUAUGUGAUAUCAAUUUCGAUUUAGCUGUGACGACAGCUAAGGAAAUCGCCGAUAAAUAUGGCGUCAAAGCAAAAGCUUAUAAGGUAGACGUCACCAAAUACGAUGAAAUUGUGGAGCUCAAUGAGCAAUUAACGAACGACAUUGGCACUGCCACUAUACUCGUGAAUAAUGCAGGCUUGCUGUUGCACUCAGAUCAGUUAAAUCCCACAGUGCAGGAAAUUGAAGCAAUGGUUAAAGUCAAUUAUUUGUCACAUUUCUGGACUAAUCGUGUGUUUCUCCAAAAUAUGAAACAUGCCAGACGUGGCCAUAUUGUGGCUAUCAGCUCGCUAGCUGGUCUUCUCACGUUACCACAAUCGGAGCCAUACUGCAGCGCUAAGACCGCCGUGCGCACCCUAAUGCGUUGCUUACGCGCCGAGCUGAGGCUAGACGGCAUUACGGGCAUUGACACGACCACGGUCUUUCCUUCCUUUCUGCAAACUCACGCAAGAGUGAAAAAGAUGGCUCAGGACAGUGGUUAUGCGGAUAUAUAUCCGAUGAUAGAGGGUGAAGAGGUGGCGCAAAGAAUUGUGCGUGGCAUGCAGCGUGGUGAAGUAGAGAUCGCAUUACCCGGAUUCUUUAUGAUUCUCUACCGUUUCAUAACGGUUUUACCGGCACGUGUCCAGGAUUGGUUGUUCUUCAACCCAUCGAUUGCAAAUUUCACUUCCAAACGUGCCAUGACAUCACUAAAAAAGCAAUAAGUUUAUAUUUUCUUAGUUUA